Panicum virgatum (switchgrass) is the source of this 1654-nucleotide messenger RNA. RefSeq lists its product as uncharacterized. NCBI's taxonomy places the organism in Eukaryota, Viridiplantae, Streptophyta, Magnoliopsida, Poales, Poaceae. The transcript has a single exon. The coding region runs from base 96 to 1370 and encodes 424 amino acids. Gene Ontology annotation, cellular component: chloroplast. Gene Ontology annotation, molecular function: double-stranded DNA binding. The record is from RefSeq and is a predicted model, not a curated record. Gene Ontology annotation, biological process: regulation of DNA-templated transcription; chloroplast organization.
GUCGACUGCCCCGCCGCCCGCCGUGCCGCAUCCCUCGCCGCCAACUGCUCGGAGAAUCGGCGCUGCCGCCCGACUCGGCAGGAUCCGGCGCCGCCAUGCUGCUCCUCCGAAGGCACCUCCUACCUCUCCUCCGCGCAGCUACACAGCUCCCGUCCCCUACGCACCACCGCGCCUGCCUCCUCUCCGCCUCCGCCUCCGCCUCCUCCUCUGCAUCCGCCGCCCCAUUCUGCCUCGAGGAGUACCUCGUCGCCGCCUGUGGCCUCGCCCCAGCACAAGCCCGCAAGACAGCUAAGAAGGCGGUUGAUCAAGCAUCCAAAGAUGGUAACAAGAAGGCAUUCGGGGAGCUACGCUGGUCCCGCCUCAACUCCGCCUCCAACCCUAACGCCGUCCUCGCCCUGCUCUCUGGCGUGGGCCUCUCCGGCGCCGACAUCGCCGCCGUCGUCGCUGCGGACCCGCUGCUCCUCCGCUCCUCGGUGAAGAACGUCAGCCCUCGCCUCCUCGCCCUUCGCGACUGCCUCGGUCUGUCCGCUCCCCAGAUCGUUCGCUUCCUCCUGGUCGGCUCACGCGCCCUCCGCUGCUGCGAUAUCGUUCCCAGGCUGGAGUUCUUCAUCUCCCUCUUUGGCUCAUUUGAGCGGCUCCUCGUGAUUAUGAAGAAGAGCAACAGCUUCCUACUUUCGAAUUUUGAGAGGGUGAUCGAGCCUAACAUCGCGCUGCUUUGUCAGUGCGGUCUAAGUGUUCGAGAUAUUGCCCAGCUGUGUUCACGCAACCCGUGGUUGCUUACCUAUAGCCCGGAGCGCAUCAAGGAGUUCUUGCUGCGCGCGGAAGAGCUUGGGGUGCCUCGCAGCUCGCGAAUGUUCAAAAAAGCGGUGUCAGUCGUCGCAGAUAUCACCAAAGAAAAGGCUGCUCACAAGCUUAAGUUUUUGAAGAGUACUCUUGGUUGCUCCGAGAGUGAAGCUGCGAUUGCAGUGUCCAUGACGCCAACUAUUCUGCCAUUGUCUGAGGAGCUCCUUCUCCGCAAGAUACAGUUCUUCAUCAAAGAGGUUGGAAUGGAGCCUCAGUACAUUGUUGAAAGGCCUGUUCUGUUAACACAGAGCCUGGAGAAGCGGCUGGUGCCCCGGCAUUGUGUCAUGAAGGUCCUGCAGGCAAAGGGAUUGCUGAAUAGUAAAAUGGGAUUUUUCACAUUUGUUAAAAUUGGAGAGAAGACUUUCAAAUUGAAGUACAUCGACUGUCACAAGGAAUCUGUUCCUGGGCUUGCAGAUGCUUAUGCUGCAGCUAUUGCUGGUGUUGUGCCCUCUGGAAUCAAAUUUAAACAUCUUAAAAUAUUCCAAUCCUUUUUGUUCGAUGGUGUAAGUGCAACUCAUGCUCAUUAGCAGCUGGCGAUGGUGCAGCCAUUCUGAAUUCUUCUUUCUGCAGUAGAACAACUGCUGAUCUCUGGCUGCUUAUAGUCCAAGUUUAAUUGGCUAGUGCCCGGCAAGGUCCUGCAGGCAAAGAUAUUGUUGUAUCGCAAAAUUCAUUGGAUAAAAUUGGAGAGGAGGCUUUCAGAUUGAAGUUCGUUGACUGUCGCAAGGUCUCUGUUCCUAGCCUUGCAGGUUAUUAAUGCUACCUCUUCUCUUCGUGAUGUGCCCCCAAAGUCCCACUAUCUUCCUGAAAUAUU